Microcebus murinus (gray mouse lemur) is the source of this 2872-nucleotide messenger RNA. The record is from RefSeq and is a predicted model, not a curated record. Lineage: Eukaryota; Metazoa; Chordata; Mammalia; Primates; Cheirogaleidae.
UCUGGGGUGUAGACAUGUGCUUGGGGGAGUGCUCCUGUGGGUGUCUGCAUGUGUGUUGACGUGAUCAGUCCCAGGCAGGUGGGAAGCCCCCAGAUUUGCGAGUCUAGACACAGGGCAGGCCUGGAUUCCUGUGACUCACUUCUUCCCCUCCAGCCCAAUCUACCCUAUACCCAGCCUCCCAGCAGAAAGGACGCCCAGAGGAGGACGGGCUGGUUAGUGAGUUCCUGACGAGCUGGUUACAGGACUUGGUGACCUUCAAGGAUGUGGCAGUGGAGUUCACCCAGGAGGAGUGGGCAUUGCUGGACCCCUCUCAGAGGACACUGUACAGAGACGUGACGCUGGAGAACUGCCGGAACCUGGCCUCGCUUGGGUGUCAUGUUGACAAACCCAAUCUGAUAUCCCAGUUGGAACAAGAAGACAAGGUGAUGACAGAGGAGAGAGGAAUUCUUUCAGGCACUUGUCCAGAUGUGGGGAUUGUACUUAAAGCCAAAUGGCUACCUCCCAAGAAGCAUGUUUUUAGAAAAGAACAGUCUAAAGGUGUAAAAACGGAAAGAAGUCACCGUGGAGUGAAACUCAAUGAAUGUAAUCAGUGUUUUAAAGUCUUCAGCACAAAAUCUAACCUUACUCAGCACAAGAGAAUUCACACUGGAGAAAAACCCUAUGACUGUAAUCAAUGUGGAAAGUCUUUCAGCAGUAGAUCUUACCUCACUAUUCAUAAAAGAAUCCACAAUGGGGAGAAACCCUAUGAAUGCAAUCACUGUGGGAAAGCAUUUAGUGAUCCCUCAUCUCUUAGACUGCACGUGAGAAUUCACACCGGAGAAAAACCCUAUGAAUGUAACCAGUGUUUUCACGUCUUCCGCACCAGUUGUAACCUCAAAAGCCACAAGAGAAUUCAUACGGGGGAGAAUCACCAUGAAUGUAAUCAGUGUGGAAAGGCUUUCAGCACAAGGUCCUCCCUUACUGGGCACAAUAGCAUUCAUACAGGGGAGAAGCCUUAUGAGUGUCAUGACUGUGGGAAAACCUUCAGGAAGAGCUCAUACCUGACACAGCAUGUGAGAACUCAUACUGGAGAAAAACCCUACGAAUGUAACGAGUGUGGGAAAUCCUUCAGCAGUAGCUUUUCUCUUACUGUGCAUAAGAGAAUACAUACCGGAGAAAAACCCUAUGAAUGCAAUGACUGUGGGAAAGCAUUUAAUAAUCUGUCAGCUGUUAAGAAACACGUGAGAACUCACACUGGAGAAAAACCCUAUGAAUGUAAUCAAUGUGGAAAAUCUUUCACUAGUAACUCUUACCUUUCUGUGCACAAGAGAAUACAUAAUAGGUGGAUAUGAAUUUCUGUGGGAAAGUGCUCACUGAUCGCUCAUCUCUAAGACAACUUGAGAGCAUUCACACUGGAUGUAUAAGUUAUCAGUCACAGCAUAACAAAUUAACCUCCCCAAAAUGUUGUGGCUUCAAACAACAAAUACUUAUUAUCUCACAAUUUCUGUAGGUCAGGAAUCCAGGAAUGGCCUAGCUGUGUAGUCAUGCCUCAAGAUCUCUCAUGAGGUUGCAGUGGAGAUGUCGGCCAGAGCUGCGGUCACCUGAAGUCUUUACUGUUAAAGGCUCCACUUCCAGGAUGGCCCAUUCACAUGCCCAGAAAGUUAAUGUUGGUUGUUUCAGGAGACCUGCAGUUCUUCACCAUUUAGGUGUCUCCACAGGGCUCAGUAUCUGAUUUGGCAGCAAGUUCCCCCCAAAAGCAAGUGACCCAAGAGAGGGCCAGUACAGAAGCCACGAUGUCGUCUAUGAACCAGCCUCAGAAGGACAUAUUUUCACAUCUUUCCUUCUGGGCGCACACACCAAUCCCAAUAAAGUGUGGGAGAAGACUACACAAGGUGUGAAUGCCAUGAGACAGAUGACUGGGAAACUUGCCAUGAAAACAGAGAAUAAAAGCCUCCAGCACACCUUCGUCCUUUUACUCUAAUCAAUGUGAAAUAGCAUUCAGUAACUCACCUGUUAAUUCAGUCUGGAGAGAGAACUUAAUGAGUACAAUCUGCGUGGUAAAGCUUUCAGCUCACGCUCCUACCCUAAUGUGCCCAAAAGAUUAUAUACUAUAAAGACCUGAAGGAUGGAACAGCUAUAGGAAAGCCCUGAUAUCUCCAGGGAUUCAGAUGAGAGUUCACAUGGAGAGAGAAACCUUCUAUGAAGGUCUUCAGCAUACAGAAGCUUCAGGGACACUCAUCUUUGUGACUCACACAGGAAAUCACCCAGCAGACAAACACAUAUAAAAAAAACAUGGAAAACUCUACAGCGAAAGUAUUCACAUUACGGAGUAAGAGAUAGUGAGGUCUUCUGGCUGCAGCAAAUACGGGAAAGCACUGAAUGUUCUCUCAGUUUUUAAUAGAGACAAAUAAUUCUGGAAAGAAAGUCCCAUUGAAUGUCAUCAGUAUUGGAAACUUUCCAUUUUUCCACGUUAUUAUUAGGAAACUUGUGGGAACUCACACCGCAAACAAACUCGCAAAUGUAAAGAAUGAGAGAAAGUUUUCAAUGAUGCCUCUGUGUUAGGAAAAAUAUGAAAAUCCUCACUGGAUGCAAAACCUUUGAGUGUAUUAUCAAUUUUGGAAAAAUGUUCAGUGAUUCUCUCUUGUAUGGAGGAAACCCUAGAAAUGCACUCAGUGUUAGGACGCUUCAGCCCAGCUCUUUUCUGAGUGGCCACAAGGUAAUUUAUACUGAGAACAAAAAGUGUAAAUGGUGAGAGUGUGGGGUUAGUGUUAUCUGUGUCUCAUUGGUAGGUUGGGCCACUGGGUCAUUAAUUUUUAGUCUUUUUGUUUUAAUAUAAACAUUCAUGUCUAUAGCUAGUCCCUAAAAUAAACCAUAACUUACAUUCAUUCCAUAA